UUCAGACCCUCGUUUUCGUGAGCUUCUUUCUUUCUUUCUUUCUUCAACUCAAUAGAACUUGUCCUUUUCUUCCUCACCUCUUACUGCCUCACAAUGGAAUACGAUCCCGAAACCCCGCAGUAUCUCACUUCCGACACGUCCAGCUUUGCCUCCACCUCGGCUCGAGAGCGCUGGCCGGUGAUUUUGACGGGCGCCAUUGAUGACUUGCACCGCACCGUCGGCGAAACGACCGAUGAGGAGAAGCGUCGCGAAGGAAAGGAGAUCACCGGAAAACUCGCAGCGCUUAAGUAUGAGCUGCAGCACAAUAGACAAUUGACUCCCCUUCCUGACGACGGCCAGCCCGAUAUCGCAGACUACAACAAGGAACUAGAACAACGAGGAACCCCGGUCUGGCACGAUGCCUCGUGGCUGUACUCGGAAUGCUACCUAUACAGACGGCUAAGCGCCCUCUUUUCGCUCUCCAAACACUGGAAGGGCUAUGACGUGUUCGCACGCCAGAAGCUUUCGACCUUCAAGUCAUCCCGCCCGGCUGUCCUCGAACUGGCCGGCAGAUACAAGGAGCUGGCUACGGAGGCCGAGAAGGGCAACGAAGGCCGCACCUCUGAACAGGUCGAGCAGGCCGAGCGCGUGCUGUUCUCGGAGAUGUGCGAGAUCUGCCUCUGGGGCAAUGCCACCGACCUCUCCCUCCUGACCUCUCUCACCUACGAAGACAUCCAAAAGCUGCAAGGCAGCAAAGCGCGCAAGGCCGCCGAGGAGAAUAUUCUCGUCAACGACCUCGACGCCGCCUUCGACGUGCUCCAGCGUGCCCGGCGUGAGCGCAAGAACCAAGAGCGCCGCGUCGAUAUCGUCCUCGACAACUCCGGAUUCGAGCUGUUCGUCGAUCUCAUCCUCGCCGGGUACUUGCUCUCCGCGGGCCUGGCUACCACCAUCGUCCUCCACCCCAAGGUGAUCCCUUGGUUCGUGUCCGACGUCACUCCCCCGGACUUCAUGGCCCUCAUCAACGCCCUUUCCGACGCGCAAGGCUUCUUCACAGCCCCGGACGAGUCCGGCCGCAAGCACGAACCCUUGUCCGACAAGGAACUCUCCGAGGUGACCUUCCUCUUCGACCACUGGAGCCACCUCCACGCCGAAGGCAAGCUCAUCAUCCGCCCGCACACCUUCUGGACCCUCCCCGGCGGAUACUGGCGCAUGCCCUACCUCGCUCCGGACCUCUACGAAGACCUCAAGCAGAGCGAACUCGUCCUGUUCAAGGGCGAUCUCAACUACCGCAAGUUGACAAAUGAUUCUAUGUGGGAUCCAAUCACCCCCUUCACAACGGCCAUCGGUCCCCUCGGCCGCCCCGACUCCGGCAUCCGCGUUAUGGCCUUCCGAACCUGCAAGGCCGAUGUCGUGGUCGGUCUCCCCGCCGGCGUAGACGAAAAACUCCGCGAGCAGCCGGGCGGCGGCGGCUCCGAGGCCCGCAAGUGGGCCUGGAGCGGUAAGUGGGCCGUUGUGUCGUUCAGUGAUGGCAAGGCUUGA
Aspergillus homomorphus CBS 101889 is the source of this 1518-nucleotide messenger RNA. RefSeq names its product damage-control phosphatase ARMT1 family protein. Gene Ontology annotation, molecular function: phosphatase activity. The transcript is spliced from 6 exons. NCBI's taxonomy places the organism in Eukaryota, Fungi, Ascomycota, Eurotiomycetes, Eurotiales, Aspergillaceae. The record is from RefSeq and is a predicted model, not a curated record. Bases 94 to 1518 code for a protein of 474 amino acids. Gene Ontology annotation, biological process: DNA damage response. Gene Ontology annotation, cellular component: cytoplasm; nucleus.